Clonostachys byssicola is the source of this 1164-nucleotide messenger RNA. The record is from the annotation of a GenBank genome assembly. NCBI's taxonomy places the organism in Eukaryota, Fungi, Ascomycota, Sordariomycetes, Hypocreales, Bionectriaceae.
AUGCCUGCCACGAUAGAGCCAUUCAAGGUCGACGUUCCUCAGGACGAGGUCGACCGCCUCAUCAGGAAGCUGAAGGACACCAGGAUUCCCAAGAAGGAGAUCGUUCCUGGCGCUGGGAGUGACUAUGGCCCUUCAAUUGAGUGGUUUCACCGACUGUAUAACAAGUGGAUCAACGACUUCGACUGGUCCAAGAUCCAGGCGCACCUGAACCGCCAUCCUCACUUCCUCGCACAGCUCGACGACGAAGGCCGCAAGCUGCAGAUCCAUUUCACGCACGUCCGGUCCCCGCGCCCCGACGCCAUCCCGCUCAUCCUGGUGCACGGCUGGCCGGGCUCCUUUUAUGAGUUCGACCGGGUCGUCGACGGCCUGGCCAACCCUCCCGAGGGCGUCCAAGCCUUCCACGUCGUUGUCCCCAGUCUACCCGGCUUCUGCUGGUCCGCGGAUCCGCCACGCCGAGGAUGGACCCUGCAGGAUGACGGCCGUGUGUUCAAUACCCUGAUGAAGGAGCUCGGAUAUACGGCCUAUGGUGUCCAGGCUGGCGAUUGGGGCUCGUUCGUCGCCCGCGAGAUGGGUGCCAGGUUCCCCGAGUGCAAGGCCGUGCACCUCAACUUUUGCCCCGUCGAGCUGGGCGGCGAUGUCUCUGAUCUCAGCGACAGGGAGCUCAAGGUCAAGGCGCGCUACGACGAUUGGCUCGACAACCACCUGGGAUAUGCCGUGUGCAUGCGUACCAGGCCGCAGACGAUCGGCGUCGCGCUGACGGACAACCCCGUGGGCAUUCUGUCCUGGGUCGGAGAGAAGUUCGAGGAGGCUGCUGCCCCCGCGCGCCUCACUGAUCCGUCCUGGGAUGAGGCCAUCCUCACCACCAGUGCCUUGUACUACUUCACCGACUGCAUCAUGACCUCUACGCUGCCGUACUACGAGAACGUCAAGCACGCCGAGUUUGGAGCGUUCUUCCAGCGAGAGGAGAAUUAUAUCACAAAGCCCACGGGAUACACGUCGUUCCUGUACGACACUAGACCGGGAAGCUUUCGUGCGGUCAAAGGAACCUGCAACCUUGUCUUUUACAACGAAUGUGACGACGGUGGUCACUUUGCUGCGCUGGAGCGACCAGAUGUUAUUACGGAAGACUGCCGCAAGUUCUUUGCAAUGCAUUUCAAGGCAUAG